AUGUUGUAUGAACAAAAUAAUGAUCUAUCAUCAGAUGUAUCAGUUACAUUUGAUUUUGGAAAAAAUCUUUCAAAUUUUGAUUGUCAUUCAAUAGAAUUCAAUGAAAAUCAAAAUUAUGUUUUACUUAUUGGAAAUCAUGAACUUCAAUUUAUUAAUUUUGAAUCAUCUUUUCAAUCGAAUAUUAAUACAAUUGCGGAUGAUAAUUCAAUAUUAAUACCAUGUUCAUCUGAGAUAGUAUCAUUACCUUUAUUUGAUAUAUGUAAUGUUAAUCGACCUAUUGUUCAAUGGAAUUAUCAAGAUUCAAAUCAAUAUGCAUUAGCUGUUGAUCGUCUCGUUCGUUUCUAUACUAUUGAUCAUGGUCGUAUACAUGAAACAAGUUCAAUUAUUGAUACUCAACAUCAGCGUCCUAUAUCAACAAUAUCUCACUGGCCUAAUGAUCCCUAUUGUUUUCUAACGGGUUCACUUGAUGGUCAAGUACAAAUAUGGGAUAUUCGACAUUGUUCAUCGAAAGCACCAGCAAAUUUAAAAUUAACAUUAUCAACUCCAUUUAGUAUUCGUAAUAUACAAUGGUCAUCAACGGAAAUAAAUAAUUCGAAUCAAUUAGCUAUACAAUGUGAUCGAUGUGUAAGAAUAUAUGAUAUGCGUCGUACAGAUACAUAUUUAAGUUCAACUGAACAUUCUCAACGUAUAAUAAGUAUGGAUUGGACAAAACAAAAUCAUUCAAUUGCUACACUUUCUAUGGAUAAUUCAUUGAGAAUAUUUUCAACAACUGGACAAUUAUUAGCGCAAUCUCUAUCCAAUGAACAAUUACCAUUUACAUUAAGCAAAAUUAAAACAACAACUUAUGAUAGUUUAUUUAUUUGUGCAUCUCGUGAUACACUAUCAUCAACAUAUGGUUUUACUGGUUGGCGUUGGGAUGAAGAUCAUUAUUUAAGACCAUUAACCGAUCGUAUAUUAUCGACAAGUCCAUCAAUAAUUAAUGAUUUUACUUUUGUAACAAAUUCGAAAUUAUUUAAUUUAUUUAAUCAAUUGAUUGUAUCACGUACAAAUGAUGAUGUAACAAAACAUUUUCCUAUUCUAGCUUGGUGUCGUGAUGAACAAUUACGUUUAAUAGAUAUGGAUUUAACAUUUCGACAAACAUGGCAUGAUUAUACACGAACAAAUAAAAGAAAUCAAUCCGAUAUACCAAAAUCAUUAUCAGAUUUAUCACGACAACAAGAACAAAUUCAUCGUCAUAAAUCAACCAUGGAUAUUAUUGAGGAUGAAACAACUGAUAUUGAUGAAAGUGAUUUAGAUGAUAAUACAUUUCCGGAAAUAUUAUCACCACAAGUUAAUAGUAUAGCAUCAUCGGAGACAGGUGAUGAAAACGAUAUAUCGAUAAAUUCUGAUUAUAUAACAAAAGAAGUUUCAAUUGAAAAUGAAUUUAAUUCUUUACAUGAUACAUAUGGUCCAUAUAUUAUUGUUGAAUAUAAAGAUGAUGAACGUCGUAUGUGUAUACUUCGUUGUAUUUAUCCAUUUGAUAAUUGUGGAAUAUUUCGUAUUUAUUUAUUUCUAUCACGUCAUUAUCCAAUUGUAUCACAAUUAUUUAUACGUUUUAAAUUUUCGACAAUAACGAAUAAUAAUGAUGAACGUUUGAAAACUUUUCAUACACGUAUACAAACAAUAUUUGAUCAAACAUCAUAUAAAUGUUUUUAUUCGGGACAAUUAUGUUUACAUAUAUGUGCAGUUAAAUUAAAACAUUUAUUUUAUUCAUAUUAUAAACAAGAAAAAAUUUCGUCAAAUAUUAUUAAAAAUAAAAUAAAUAAAAAAAAUCAAGAACAAUCAUCACAUCAUUUACAAUUUGAUUUAUUAAAUGGAAUUAAUGGCAAUAAUAAUAAUAAUAAUCAUAAUAAUUCGAAUCGAAUAUUUGAUCAAGUAGCAUUAUCAUCAACACAUAUGAAUGAUACUCAUAGAGUAAAUAGUUCAUCUGUUCGAUCUAAUCCACGUACAUGUGGAGCUCGUUUUGCUGGUGGAACAUAUUUAAUAUGUUUUGGUCGAACAUUAAAUCAUUCUCAACAGCAGCAACAACAACAACAGCCAACAUCUGCACCGCCAAUUAUUAAUAAUUUAAAUGAUGGAUCAAUGACUCGACCGUCACCAUUUCAUACACGAUCUACUAGUUUAACAGUAUCGAAAAGUCGAGGAAAUUCUGGUACGGAUGAGCAACCAUCAAGUUACCGAUCAUCAACAACAAUAAUAACAAAUACAGUACAAAUUCAACAUGUCUCAACUAAUCCACGAACAACAAUGUUUUCUGCUCCAUUACGUUCAUCAUUAGGUUCAAGUACAGUAAGUGAUCAUCAACGUGUAUCAACAUCAUUUCGUCGUUCAUUUAAUCAUCAUUUAUCACAAAAUCAAUCAACAGUAUCUGUUUAUGAUGUAUCAAUACUUUUACCUGUUAGUAGAAAAUUAGCUGAUGAUUAUAAACUUAAUUUAAAACAUUUAAUUGAUAUGUGUCAAAUAAAUCAACAAUUAACAAAAAAAAUGGCUAAAUAUGAAUUAUCUCAUUGUUGGCGUUUACUUGCCGGUUUAUUAACUUUACAACAAAAUUUAUCAGAUGAUAAUCAUACAUGGUUUCAAACACCAAUUGCUCAAGGUUUAAUUAAACAUAUAGUUUCUCAUUAUAUAACUAAUGGUGAUAUUCAAUCAGCUAGUAUGUUUCUAUUAACAAUGUUAAAAACUCCAUUUAUGAAAAAAACUAAUAUUAAUGAACAUCAUUAUGAUCCAGUAUUAUAUUCGUAUGCAAGUUUGUUACAUCGUUGGAAACAUUUUUAUAAACGUACACAAAUUUUACAAAAAAUUGAUCAUAAUUGUCAAUCACCAACAUUAAUAAAUCAAAUAUCAUCAAUAAUUAUUUGUUCAAUUUGUUUACAACCAGUUGUUGGUCAAUAUUUUUUAUGUGCAAUAUGUGCUCAUGGCGGACAUUUAUUACAUAUUCAUGAAUGGUUUUCAUCACCAGAUUCUAAACAUCGAUAUUGUCCUGAAAAAGAUUGUCAAUGUCGAUGUAUUAUUAAACAACAAGAAUUAUUAACAAUUAAUACAGAUCAAAUACAAAAACAUCAACAAACACCAACAUUACCAACAAGACCAUAUAUUUCUCGUACAUUAUCUGUUAGUAUGCGUCAAUUAUGA
Messenger RNA from Adineta steineri, 3171 nucleotides. NCBI's taxonomy places the organism in Eukaryota, Metazoa, Rotifera, Eurotatoria, Adinetida, Adinetidae. The record is from the annotation of a GenBank genome assembly.